This is a messenger RNA of Amphimedon queenslandica, 714 nucleotides long. Its product is annotated as long-chain-fatty-acid--CoA ligase ACSBG2-like. NCBI's taxonomy places the organism in Eukaryota, Metazoa, Porifera, Demospongiae, Haplosclerida, Niphatidae. Bases 57 to 419 code for a protein of 120 amino acids. The record is from RefSeq and is a predicted model, not a curated record. The transcript has 4 exons.
ACCGUAUUCACAGCAGCAGUGAAGCACAUAGCUCUGGGGAAAAGGAAUUAAAUAAAAUGGCCACUAGAGCAGAAGACACUAGCGAGGCAGUAGACACUAAAGAAGCUACCAGUCCUCAAUGGACAGUCAAACCAGAUGGAGAAAUAAAUAUAAAAGGUGGUAGCUCUGAAGACGAUCCUACUCCAGUUACUAUACUAGACACGCUCAAUGAUAUAGUGUCUCAGUAUGGAGAUAGACCAGCUCUGAAAGUGAAGAGAGGAGGGGAAUGGAAGACAUGGAAGUAUACUCAGUAUCAUGCUGAUGUACAGAGAGUGGCUAAGAGUUGUAUUGCUAUUGGAUUGGAGCCACAUUAUGGUGUCUCUAUUAUUGGGUUUAACUCACCUGAAUGGGCCAUGACUUUCAUGGGAACUAUAAUGUGAGCAAGAGGCUGUUAUCAUAGAAGGUGCUUAUUCUCAGAUCACUAACCUAACUCUGGAGCUGGAGCUGGAGAGAGCCAAGAACAGAGAACUAGAGAAUCAGAUAGCUCAGUUUAAUGAGAACCUUGAAGAGACUGUGACCCAACUUGAUGAGACUGGGAGACAACUGGAUAUUGCUACUGCUGAUUUGCAAGCUAAAGAUGAUGAGAUAUUUCAGUUGCACAGACUAAUACAAGAGAAGGACCAGACACUACUGGAGAUGACCAGCAAAGGUAAUGAGAGGCAGAGAGGAGAAUAG